Acanthoscelides obtectus is the source of this 8947-nucleotide messenger RNA. NCBI's taxonomy places the organism in Eukaryota, Metazoa, Arthropoda, Insecta, Coleoptera, Chrysomelidae. The record is from the annotation of a GenBank genome assembly.
UCAGGAUCCGGCCCCAAACGCCACGUGAGAUCAUUGACAUGUGUCACGUGUGCACAACUGUCACUCCCGGUGAGCCUCAAGUCACGCUUGGGAAUGACAAGGCGUUCACCUACAAUUACGUCUUUGACACGGAGUCCAGUCAGACUGAAGUUUAUGAUACAUGUGUGUCAUCUCUAGUCGAAUCUUCCCUUGAAGGGUACAAUGCCACUGUCCUUGCCUACGGUCAAACUGGUUCCGGCAAAACGUAUACCAUGGGUUCGGGUUUCGAUGUGGAAGUAAAGGAGGAACAGAAGGGCAUCAUUCCAAGAGCGAUCCGCCAGCUAUUCGACGGUAUGCAUUCCAGAAUUGAGAAAGCACGAGAGUGCGGUUCGAUACCGCCAGAAUUCAAGGUCAUGGUGCAGUUCAUGGAGCUGUACAAUGAAGAAGUUAUUGAUCUGUUCAACCCUGCAUACAGCAAAGAUAAACCAUACAAGAUUCACGAAGACCCAUACGGGGGUAUUCAAGUGAAGGGAGUGACAUUUAAAACUGUGAUAUCUGCAGAGGAAGCUUUGCAAUGCUUGAGACUAGGUGCCCUUUCCCGUACGACCGCCAGUACCCAAAUGAACACCCAAUCGUCGCGUUCUCAUGCUAUAUUCACAUUACACAUCAAACAACAAAAAAUGGUAACGUCCGAAGAUGAAACGUCGAACGAUUUCGAAACCUUCCACGCAAAAUUCCACUUUGUAGACCUGGCUGGUUCGGAAAGACUAAAACGGACUAUGGCAACUGGAGAGAGGCAAAAGGAAGGCAUUUCCAUCAAUUGUGGCCUACUAGCUUUAGGAAAUGUGAUAUCAGCUUUAGGUGAUAAGUCGAAAAGGGCAUUACAUAUACCGUAUAGAGAUUCUAAACUGACUAGGCUGCUUCAGGAUAGUCUAGGCGGUAAUAGUCAAACUGUGAUGAUUGCUUGUGUUAGUCCCAGUGACAGAGACUUCAUGGAGACGUUAAAUACGCUAAAGUACGCGAACAGAGCUAGAAACAUCAAGAACAAGGUGUUCGUCAAUCAAGACAAGAGUUCAAAAACUAUAGCGCAGCUAAAACAACAAAUCGCUCAGCUGCAAUUAGAGUUAGUCGAGUAUAAACAGGGUAAAAGAAUAGUGAGAGAAGAUGGAUCGGAGACAGUCAAUGACAUGUUCUAUGAAAAUGGUAUGCUUCAGAGUGAGAUAAGCAAUCUGCGUACUAGAGUUAAGGCGCUGCAAGAAACUAUCGAUGCACUUACUAUUAAGAAUACGGAUCUAUUAGUAGAGAAGGCAGCUGGAAACUGGAUAUCCACCCCUGGUGCUGAUAAUGAUGUAACUUAUCUCGUCCAAAACUACCUCAAAGAAAUCGAAGAACUUCGAGCUAAACUCAUAGAAUCAAACAACACCUGCGAACAACUGAGAAAACAACUGUCAAGACGAACCAUCAGUCGAAAUAAUACAUCGCUAGAUAUGCCUAUAGAAGAAGACGUUUUACUUCUCGAGAAAGCCAAGCAAGACUUACAAAAAGAAAAAGAAGAGCUCACCAGAAGGGCUUUAGAACACGAAAAUGACAGCGAUGCGGAGAGCAUUCACGAUUCAGAAAGUGAGAGUGAUGAAAAAGACGCGCAUAACGAACUAAAAGACGAACUAAUCACUCUAACAAAUGACAUUGACAUGAAACAAAAACUAAUAGAUCAACUAGAACAAUCUCAAAGAAGAAUGCAUAUGAUGAGGCAACAUUACGAAGACAAGCUUAUGCAAUUACAAAUCAAGAUCCAAACUACCCAAGAAGAACGUGAUAAGAUAUUGCAUUCGUAUAGCGCGAGAUCUGAACCAUCAGAAAAAACUAAGAAGAUCAAAGAUGAAUACACGAAAAAAAUAUCGCUGAUGCAAAAGGAACUUAAAAAGCUGCAGUCUGCACAGAAAGAGCACGCGAGGCUGGUAAAAAGCCAAAGUCAAUAUGAAAACCAAUUGAAGUCCUAUAAAAACGAAGUCCUCGAAAUGAAAAGAGCGAAAGUGCGAUUGAUCAACAAAAUGAAAGAAGAAUCACAAAAGCACAAGGAAGCCGAGAUGAAACGAUUGAGGGAAAUAGCGCAACUUCGCAAAGAGUCCAGGAAAAAUGCCAACGUCAUCAAAACAAUGCAGAACGAAAGGAAAAUCAAAGACCAAGUGUUGAAACGUAAACAAGAAGAAGUAUCAGUAUUAAGGAAGAAUCAGCGAGGACGUCUGCUAAGUAUGAAAGCAUCAGGGAGGAUCAAUAACGGUUUUUCAGAGAGGGUAGCUAAACAGAAGUGGAUGAAGGUCGAGAAGGCAAUAAAUAAUAUUGCCUUGAGCAAGAAGGGAUUGGUGGAACAAGAAGUGAGGAUGGAGCAUUUUCUGGAGAAAAGAGAAGUGUUAGGUAAGGAAUUGGAUGCGUUGGAACAAAGGCGGAAAGAGGCAGUCCACAAAGGGCAGGACACAACACAACUAGACAGCUACAUAGAAGAUGUGAAAGAAAACAUAAACUUCGUACAGGAAACCAUCAGCGAAACGCAACAUAACGUCAUGGAAAUUGAAGAAUCAGAAGACACCAAUGAAAAUAGUGAUUUGCAACAAAUCAUUUCAACAAUAUUCGACAUCGAUGAGGCAAAAUAUGUGAUAGAUAAGCUGUAUAAUAUGACGCUAAGUCAAAGUCAUGCGGUUGCCCAAAGAGAAGCGAAACUGAAGGAGAAUGAGGCCACCCUGCAAGAGUUACAACAAGAGAACCACGUUAAAGGCCAAUUAUUAGACCACGUACUUCAUAACGAGAUUCCAAUAUUUUCUAAGGAUCUCAUCAAUAGUAUUUCAAGUAAUACAAACGAAACUACGAGCUCCAAUUCUUCGAGGUCUUCAUCUCCGGCCCCAUUAGAAAGGCAUUUGUCUAUCACCGAAACUAGCACGCCACAAGGUGCGACGAGUAGGUCAAAAAUCAGAAGGCGAACUGCACCUCAACCAGCCGAGAUGCUUUUUGGUCUUCACACCCCUGAAAUGACCCAGUCUCACACCCCGACCAGCUUAAGGUUGGACCAUCACAGACUGCAAAGGGUGCCCAGUGUUCCAGGAACUUUAAGGCUGAAUUCUUGAUGGUGUAUGAAACUUCAUCCACUGCCGAAAGUUGUGUCAAGAAACACGAAGUAGGAAAAAUCUGUUUUUGUAAAUCUAGUAUUGUUUGUUGUGAAUACUAAAACGUUAUUUGUUAUUGUUAGCUAAAAUUGGUAAUAGUUGUCUGUUAGAAUUACAUUGUCUUUGAGUAGUCGUAUGUUGACAAAAUUGCUUUCAGUGAUACAUUAUAUAGGGUGAUUCAGCACACAACGGUAAUGUUUCUAAAGCAGAAAGUACAUUAAAAAAACAUAAAAAGUUCCAAAAACAUAUGUUCUAAAAUGUUCCGUGAUACAGCCUGUUGUUAGUGAUGAGACUGAAUAAAGACAAAACAUGAAUAUUGUUCAAAUUAGGUGGAAUUACUCUCCUAAUACGCUACAUAAAAUUUCAGCAUAUUUUCACAGUGGAAUGGAUUGGAGUUUUUUAUAAGGGUUUUACCCUUUUUUCUCUAAAAGUAUAAUUAACUUAAUUCAAAAAUCCAGUAGGUAUUUUAAAAAGUUAAUAGCAUUGAAUAUAAUGUUUUUCUUUCUUCUGCAGAGGGACCAAAAUUUCCCGAUUUCUACGUCACAAGAAUGUGGCGUUUUUGUACGAUAUUUUUUAUUUUUUAUUACUAUGUCGACUGGACUAUCGCGAUGGCGGUCGAUGAUUCUCGGCGUGUAGCGGUAGCGUAAUUCUGGUUGCCUAAGCGUCGAGGUUACUCAAAGUUCUAGUUACGAGGGCUUUAGACUAUAUGCGUGCGUCCACAAAAUUACGAAACUAUGAAAAUCUCUCACAGCUAUGUUUCUUCCCUCUGCAUUAAUUAGAAAUCUACCUUGAAGAUAUUAGUGUUUCAUAGAUGAUGUAUCCCAGUAAGGGGACAUUUUAGAACCGAUGUUUAUACUUAUAUGUCACCUUUGGAUCUUCUUUCUUUUUCUAAAGCAUUGCCAUUGCAUCACCCUGUAUAUCGGACUAAUUUGCCAAAAAUAGUGGACUCUGUUGUAGAAAAAAUGUAAAGACGAAUUGAUAACGGAAUUAUAUUUUUUAGUGCUCUGAUCUAGAGAGAUACAUUUUUGUAUUGAACGUCGAAGUUUGAAAAAACACUUCGCAUGAUGUUCAAAAAAUGUAAUUCCAUUUCAAAAUCAGUGCGACGUAAUACAAAGGGUUUUUGGCAAGCAAGAAUUUCAAACAGUAUCACGUUAAGGACAGUUUGCAACUAUUUAAAUACAUUAGAAGUUUGGAGCAAACAAUUAUUUAUUACUUAUAAAACGUUUGCAACAAACUAAACAAGUAUUAAAUAGUUUUAAUUUUUGAUAUAAUAAAGUAUACUUCUGCAACAUUAGAAACAAAUAGAAACGUAAAUACAUAUACCUCAAGUCGCCAAUAAAGUGAUUGCUUUAUGUAUUCAAGAAUGUAGAUUAUAUAUACAAGUUUGGGCAGUAUUAAUUAUAGUAAAAACAAGAUUUGUAAUUAUAGAGAUUUACGAAAACCUUGACAUUCAAGGUCAAACCCAAGGUCACUGGUCGCUUGCUGAAUUGAGUGUUCAAGAAAAUGAUUUGACCCUGAAGUCCAACGUCAACUUACUAUUAAAGAAAUCUUGUACGUAGAAGUUUUUUUAGAAUAAUUAAUAUUGUUCCCCGAUUUUUAUAAAAGUCCAUAUUUGUUACAUACAACGCCUCUAGAUUAUCUUGUUAGUAUUCGAGAGUACUGAUUAACAUAAGAGUCCAUGAUUAUAAUCAAAUGAUAGUUGCCAAAUUUAGAAGAAUACUAGCUAAAACUGACUAAUUUAUCAUGUUUAUUGAUAACGUCAAAUAUUACAAUAUUUUAUUAAAUUUUAAUUGUACAGUUGUUGUUUCGAAUUGAAAAUAGUGUUACGCAUUUGGCUUAGAACGUUAAAAAAACGCUAUAAUUAUCUUCUGAAGCUUGACUUCAAAUAAUGUUGAAUUUUCAAUUUAUAUAGCAGCAGUAUUCUAAAUCCUUUUCAUCUGAUAUUUUCAUGGUGUGUAUAGAGAUGACUAAAAAACAAUGUUUUAAUUUUUUUUGUCAAAAAAUGCAUUUUAUUGUGCAUUAUUUCUUCAGUCGGAAUUUGUUAACAAACAUAAGUACCGCUCUGAAAUUAUGUGGGAAUAUUCCUCUUUUAUGGAAGAAUGAAACGAGUUAUUACUUUUGUUCUUAUCACUUUUCCUUUCCGAAAAAUCUUCGAUUUUCUUGAAGCCUCGCGCGUUUUCAAGAAAGGCAAAGAUUUUUCGAAAAGGAAAAAUGAUCAGAACAAAAGUAAUGACUUGUUUCAUCCUUCCAUAAAAGAGGAAUAUUCACACACAAUUUCAGAGCUGUAUUCAUGUUUAUUAACAAGUUCCGAUUGAAGAAAAAAUGCAUAUAAGAAUGAAAACAUUGUUUUUUAGUCAUCUGUAUACACACCAUAAAAUUAUCAUAUGAAAAGGAUUCAGAAUACAGAAAGUUGAAACAAAUCAAAAAAGGGACGUGCCACCUUAAACGAUUCAAGGCAAAAACUUGUCCCAGUGAUUUGGUAAUAAAUUAAUUUGGCAAUAAUUUAAUAUCAACAAAACUUAGAAUAUAUUGCUUUGAAAAUAAGACAAUGAAAAAUGUUUGACAAUAUUCGCCGUGGAAGGUACUUUUUACAGGAAUAUUUAGCAUGUUUCAAAUCAGUUAGGGAAUUGUCCACAAACGGCAAUAUAAUGCAACCUCAAGACGGUUUGAGGUUUUUGUAAGAAAAGAUGACUAAGCAUUGAUAUACUAUUUAGAUAGAAAUGUAUGAAAACAGGUGUUUUAACACGAUACUGUAAAUGGAAAAAUAGAAAUACAGGAUGUGCCAUUUGUAAAGAACGUUGGCUGUAUUCAAUUACUAUAAGACUAAAUAUAAGAUAAAAAUAUGUAGGGGGUUCGAAAAAUUCCCGAUCCAUCCACUAUCCCAGAAAGUACUGCUCAAAAAUUUAAUUGUGUUAAUCGUUGUCUCAAAAGUCUAGAAGUUCUAUCCUGACCUUUUUUAUUUGGGCAGUAUUUCCUGAGAUAGUGAAAGGGGCCGGUAACUUUUCGAACAUCCUGUAUAUGAAUCUACAAAGUUUUCUCAAAGGUGGGAACUCCUUCCCUUUCAAAGACAAAUACUUUUGAAAGAACGUUAUACUCGUUUUACAUUGACAACAAAUCCAUGGUUGUCUACAUGAGUUGAAUUUAUGGUAAAAUUUCAAAUGUAUAAAACAGGAAUUUGACGUCAAAUAAAUUCAUGAACUUACUUCUUCUGUAUGCAGCUAAUUUCAGUUCUUCGGUAUUCGCCAAAAGUAAAGUAUUUUGUUUGUAUGAUCUCAAAAAACGUAGGGUACUGUUGCGUCUUGUAGAACUUCGAAUUUCGCUGUAUUCUCACUUGAAACUUAGGUAGUCCGAUAGAUCAUUUUAAAUGAAAAAAAGUGUGGAUGAAGCACGCUUGUCUAGAACAUUUUUUCCCAAAACACUGUAUUUUUAGCAGUUAUUUUCAUCAUUAUUUCCAUCGCCAUCGGCCAUAUGACGUUGAAGUCUGUGCAUAUGUCAUGUAUGAGAGGCGCUUGCCUGCGGUGUUGCCGGAUUGGGCUCCGCUUUUAGGGAAAAACAUGAAAAGUGGAAAAUUUAUAAUACAUAUAUUAAUUAAUGAAACACAAAAACGAAAAACUGAAACAAACAACAGUAGCAAAAUAAAAAGCGAUUCUUAAUAAGUAUAAAACAAAAAAUAACGAUAGUAAGCUAAAAAACAAUAAAUUGUACAAAAAUAAAAAGUAGUAAAACAAAAAAAAACUUCCAUAUAAUUAUAAAUAACAAAUAAAAUAUAUACAUAUAUAGAUUUUCCACAUUUCAUUUUCCCAAUCCGGCAACACCGCAGGCAAGCGCCUCUCAUGUAUGACAUAUGCACAGACGUCAACGUCAUCAUAUGGCAGAUGGCGGUGUAAAUAAUGGUAGAAAUGACUGCUAAAAAUACGUCUUUUGGGGAAAAAAUGCAUGAAAAGCGUGCUUCAUCCACACUUUUUUUAUUUAAAAUAAUCCAUCAGACUACCCUCUAGGAGUUUCAAGUGAAAAAACAGUGAAAUCCGAAGUUCUACAAGACGCAACAGUACCACUCCCCACUAAAAUUAUUAUUAAGGUAUCACUCAAAACCAUGAAAUAAAAUGAAAAUAAAAAUAAUCAGUGAAAUAACCUAACUUGCAAAAUCAUAAUAUACAUUUGUUGUCAUUAUGUCCCUGACAUCGUGAUUUUAUCAUCGACGUACGUCCAUUCGGCACAAUUUAUGAUAUGACCUAAUAGUCAUCUUUCGUGAUUUUGACUAUGGCCAAUUAUCUUAGAAGACGUGGUUAGAAAUUAGUCGCCUGUCAUCAAGUCUCAUUACAUGAUUCUGUAAUGAUGAAGGCGUUCUAAAAAUAAAGUUACACAGUAUUCCAGGUGUAAAAUUUGAUCUGUCAAUCUAUAUUCCAUUAAACAGUGUACGGUAUUACAUUAGCGAGCGAUUUACAAACGCACCCGAAACAUUAAUCAUGAUGACCUUAAGCAAAUCCAUCUGCAUAACUUCGUGAAGAAAUUGUUGAUGCAAAACGGGUAUUAGAAAAUUUUAAGGUACCUAGUUGGUUACUGUAUAUUUCUUACCGUGUCAGCCCAAGCAUCCAAGCAGCAGAUUUAUUGGAAAACUCUGACCACAAUCGUAUCCGAAGUCCCAAUGCCCGUGAACGUUGAUUUGUCACUGCCGAAUACUUUUUCGCGAGAACCACUCUCAAAAACGGAUGAUUCUGAAGUUACACACGAAAUACACUGACAAAGCCCAUUCUUUAGCGGGUGUGACAACAAUUCACGAGGUCCACUGCACUAUUUUUUCAAAUAUUUAAAUGUAAACAAACAAGACGCUGUGCCGGCCGAAAACUGCUAGGUAGCGUCUACGUGACAUGCGUGUGCUUAGUUCAGCAAGUAUUCCAAGAAAAAUCAUACAAUUGAGAACAGAGUCGCACUAAGCACUAAGCGGCUAAUUUUUUUUUGUCGCUUCGUUAUAACUAACAUUCUGUUACUUGGAUAAUUUUUUGAUUUCAAUGAAUACUGACGGUCCCAAUUUUGAUAGCACCGUGUACACGGCGUCCCCCACUUAUUUUUUGAACGAGUUGGAGCAUUUUUAACGGGGUCGGUGGUUAUUUUAGAGACAGAUCUCACGCCACAUUCCACUAAAAAAAUGUUGCAAGAUGGCGCCCAGCCGCCAUUUUGAAAUUCUGUUCAAUUUCAUUACCCCAAAUUUCAUCUUGCCAGCCUGACCCGUUCAAAAAAUGAGUAGAGAGUUGGCCUAUUUGGAGAGCACUGCAUAGAAAAAGUAGUUUUUUAAAAAAUGACGCAGAAUUUUCUGGUUAUAAUUACGUCUCUUGGUGAUUUAGUGAUCUCAAGAGAUUGAAAAUAUUUCCCAGCUACAUUCAUAACAUAUUUUUGUCUGAUAUAGUCGUAGAUUUGUGAGAUACAAACAGCGGUCUUAAUUAAUGAGCCAUCCUGUGUUAUAUUCGGAGAAACAGUUUGGACUUAGUGGAUCAUAGGGCCUUCAAACAGCAAAAAAGUAUGGCAGAAUUAAUAACUACUAGUGAUAACUUCCAUAACGACGAAGUUGAUUUUGUACUAAAAUUUACUUUCACAAUAGUAGCUGAUGUAGAAUAAUUACUUUGUCUGCUAUUUGAAUGGCUCCAGAAUAUGAUUAGGCUAUAUUAAGUAAUGAGGUACUGAGAUAACGUAUUAGAGCCUAACAAAACAGGGAUACAUGUACGAUAUUUUGACAGAGUUGCAAAUAUUAAAUUAUUUAAUUAUUUCAAAGGACAACUAAAAUAUAACAUAGUUUUGUAUGUUAAUGACUUCAA